AGUCACAGGCCGCGGGGAUAACUCCGAACCAUAACCCUCCCCAAACCCUAGCUAGCCCGCCCCCACCCAUUGAUGACCUCCGCCGCCGCCGCCGUAGAUGCACAGGCUCUCCCUCCUCCCCGCCGCCGCCGCAGCGACCGCCUUCAUUGACGCCGCCACGGCGCCCUUCCUGCUCCCCUCCGCCUCCAUGCCCUCCCUCCGCCUCGGCUCCCCCGCGCUCCUCGCCGCGCGCCGGCGCCCGCCGCCCUGGCUGCGCUGCGGCGGCGGGGCGAGGAGGGGCGCGUUCUGCACCCUCGAGGCCUCCAGGCGCGCGGACGGCGGGUCGGAGGACGAGAAGCGGGGCGGGGACGGGGCCCGCGCGGUGGCCGAGAGGAGGCUGCGGGGCGUCAGCGCCGUGGCGGGCAGCGGGGAGCUCCUCGCCAUCCCCGGAGUCGGCCCGCGCAACCUCAGGAAGCUCGUCGACAACGGCUUCGAGGGCGUCGCGCAUCUCAAGCAGCUCUACAGGGAUAAGUUCUUUGGAAAGUCGAGUGAGAAGAUGGUUGAGUUCUUGCAGAGCUCGGUUGGCAUCAAACAUAAGAAUCAUGCUGAGAGUAUCACUUCAUUCAUUAAAGAGAGUGUUGUUGAGGAGUUAGAGGAUACCAGCUCAUCUAAGCCUCCUCGGAAGAAGAGGCUAACCUUUUGUGUGGAAGGAAAUAUCAGUGUUGGAAAGAGCACCUUUCUCCAGAGAAUAGCUAAUGAGACUAUUGAACUACGUGAUCUUGUUGAAAUAGUACCUGAACCUGUUGCUAAGUGGCAGGAUGUUGGCCCUGACCACUUCAAUAUACUGGAUGCCUUCUACGCUGAGCCCCAAAGAUAUGCUUACACGUUUCAGAACUACGUGUUUGUGACAAGAGUUAUGCAAGAAAGAGAAUCUUCAGGUGGCAUCAAACCUCUCAGACUAAUGGAAAGAAGUGUUUUCAGUGACAGGAUGGUAUUUGUCCGUGCUGUUCAUGAAGCUAACUGGAUGAAUGAGAUGGAGAUCAGCAUCUACGAUUCUUGGUUCGAUCCUGUGGUGUCAUCGCUCCCAGGUCUUAUCCCAGAUGGAUUUAUUUAUCUAAGGGCCAGCCCAGAUACUUGCCAUAAAAGGAUGAUGCUCCGGAAAAGAUCAGAGGAAGGUGGUGUUAGUCUUGACUACUUGCAAGGUUUGCAUGAGAAACAUGAGAGCUGGCUGUUUCCUUCGAAAGGAGGAGGCAAUGGUGUAUUAUCAGUUAGUCAGCUGCCCACACAGAUGGAGGGCAACUUGCCUCCAGGGAUAAGGGAUCGUGUCUUUUACCUGGAAGGAGAUCACAUGCAUUCUAGUAUCCAGAAGGUUCCUGCUCUGGUCUUGGAUUGUGAACCUGACAUUGAUUUCAACAGAGACAUACAAGCGAAACGACAGUACGCGCAGCAAGUUGCAGAGUUCUUUGAAUUCGUGAACAACAAAAAGGAAGCUCCAUCCGAGCAAGCAAGCACUGAGAAGGACCGCAUGAAUCCAAAGAUCAUGUUCCCUAACAAAGGAGGUUUGUGGGUCCCUGAAGGUGUGCCGCCUUUCGCGGGCUCUGCAAUGAAUCUGGAUUUCAGAAGAGCCAUGUCUUCAUAUCUCCCAACUUAAGGCCUCAGCUUCGAGAGUACCCGGGCCUGUUUGGUUGAAGGCUAAGAAUGCCAUAAUCAUGCUAACUUUUUGUCGAAAUCGUCUUAUGGCCAAGGAAAAGGAGCCAUAAGCACGACAAGCUUAGCUAAAAAGACCAGUGCCUGUGACAGACGGGUCAUGAGGCUAAGCAGGUUGUGGCAAGCCAUAGUUGUGGUAGGCAACCAAACACAGGACCCUCAGCUCACUGACCUUGUAAAAAUCGCUGAUGCUUUUCACUAGACCUAUUAGCUUUGCCUGAUGCUAGCGGAUGAUGUAGAAUAGUGUGUCCGUGUCCCCAUCUUGUAAAUUGGCGAUCUCGCUGGUAGUUUCACGUUCUGUGGUAGCAGUAGCCUAUGUUUAUCUGAACCAUGGCGAGGACCUGUUUUGUUGCUGGCUGCAUUCUGUUCAGAGGAUUCAGAACUACUACUACAUCGUUGGCUAAAUGUGCUGUCCACUUGUUUACUGUGGUUUA
This is a messenger RNA of Triticum dicoccoides, 2120 nucleotides long. RefSeq lists its product as uncharacterized. The record is from RefSeq and is a predicted model, not a curated record. Gene Ontology annotation, molecular function: deoxynucleoside kinase activity. The transcript is spliced from 5 exons. The coding region runs from base 98 to 1630 and encodes 510 amino acids. Gene Ontology annotation, cellular component: cytoplasm. Lineage: Eukaryota; Viridiplantae; Streptophyta; Magnoliopsida; Poales; Poaceae.